This is a messenger RNA of Triticum dicoccoides, 2424 nucleotides long. RefSeq lists its product as uncharacterized. The record is from RefSeq and is a predicted model, not a curated record. Gene Ontology annotation, cellular component: nucleus. Lineage: Eukaryota; Viridiplantae; Streptophyta; Magnoliopsida; Poales; Poaceae. Gene Ontology annotation, biological process: regulation of salicylic acid biosynthetic process. The transcript is spliced from 9 exons. Gene Ontology annotation, molecular function: DNA-binding transcription factor activity; calmodulin binding; sequence-specific DNA binding. The coding region runs from base 156 to 2156 and encodes 666 amino acids.
CAAGUAUUCCUGUUCUGCCCAGCGCAGCUCCCACUCUUUUCAUAGAUCCAUCCACCUCUGUGUCGCCCUUGUAAUAACGAAGCAAAAACCUGUCCACUUGUCACGCGUCCUUCUUUUCCUCCUCUGGUCUUCUGCCUAGCCCGGCGCAUUCGCCGAUGUCGCAUUCUCGGCCUCGCCGGGACUGGGAGGAGGACCAUGGCGGUGCUGGUGGUGAAGACCGGCGGGGAUCACCGCAGGCGAAGCGACCGAGAGGCUGCUGCUCCUGCUCUUGCUGCCGAGAGAAAAAAGAUUUCUACGAGAGCCAAAAUGAAAUACUCAAGAAGGAAAUGGAAUGUAUGUCAAAGGGUUUCGUGGAGGAGCGCACAACCCUGCAGAAAGAGAUGCAACAAUUUUACCAAAGUUCCCAGCUGCAGCUCCAUGAACUGAUCACUGAGCAAGGCAGGAGGAUGCAAGAAUGUCACAAGAAUUUCCGGCUAAUAUGGGAACAGUUAAACAACCAACUUUCGAAGAUAGAAAAUUCUGGAGACCAUGUUCAGCAAUACAGUAAUCCCAGGACUUGCUCUGAUGAAGGCGAACAUAGAAAAUAUCGAAUGAAGUUUGAGAACAAAUGCUGCGAUACCCAGUACUCGAGACAAGACAUAAUGGCAGAUGAUGAUCAUCCUCUAAAGGUAGCUAUAUAUGAUUGUGAUAACAGGAUCAUUACAGAAGGACCCUUAUCCUCAAUUCAAGUUAAGGUUGUUGUCCUUCACGGUGAGUUUAACAAUGAUCAUAAAGAGCAUUGGAAGCGAGAAUACUUCCAUGAGAAAAUGAUAUCUAGCCGGCCUGGAAAACCACCAUUACUUUCUGAAGACUUGUAUCCAAGGUUGGAGGGUGGUAUGGCUAACAUCUAUGGUGUCAAAUUCCAAGACAAUUCAAGUUUUGUUCCAAGCAAAAGAUUCAGGCUCGGAGUCAUGGCUGCUGAUGAUAGUAUGUCAGAGAAGAUCCAGGAAGGAAUAUCUGAAUCUUUUGCCGUAAGGGAUCGUCGGGGAUUAUCAACAAAGAAAAAUCCCAAUCCAUCAUCACGUGAUCCUGUAUAUAAACUGAGUGGAAUUGCAAUGAAAGGUGAUCGGCACAAGUUACUAGAGCGUCAUGGUAUCAAGCAGGUGGCGGAUCUCUUACGUUUGCACAGUAAGAAUCCGGAAGGUUUACGUGAAAUUUUCGGGAAGAUUUCUGACCAUGACUGGGAUAAGAUCAUUAAUCAUGCUCGUAAAUGCAAUCAAGUAGCACAAAUAUACUCUACUUCCAUUCAGGAGAAUAAUGUGCCUCAUGAGCAUGAGCCAUUUUCUAAAACCAAUGACAGUAGUUACCUCAAAGGACCAUGCUCAAUGCAACCAAGUCCCACACCACAAAUUUCUCAAAAUCUUGCAGAACAAAUUGAUGCCCAAGUCCAUCACCAGCAAAUUGCUUCAAGUUAUAAUGGACCAUCAUCCGGUACAUCAUCGGAAAAUGCACUGCAGGCCUCCUGCUUGGCAGCAGCACCAGGGCUCACAUUCAUGAGAUCAGACCAGCACGUGAUGCCAUAUGGAGAACUUGGGGGCAUUCAAGCUACAGGCCAGCAAGUUACAUGCAUAGGAAGUGAGAUUCUGUCAGCUAGCACCAUGAAUAACAAUAUCUUAGAUGGAUCUAACUCAGAGCAAGUAGGGCCUCUGGAUGGCAACAUAAUUCCUAAUGGGAACAGACUACCCACUGGCAUUGAUCUUUCACAGUGGCUGGAUAUCCUGCAGAACCAGACAUUUGAUGACUCUGUAGUCACAGAAACUCCUCCUUGGGGAGUUUCCAACAAUGCACUUGAUUCGACUGUCUGCGAAGCUGGAAAUAUGCUUGAUUCGCCUUUCAGUGAUGCUAGUAUAAGCUAUGUGGGACAUUCACCUGUCAGUGAAACAGGCAGGGGACGUUCAUCUUUACCUUUCAGGGGAGCAAGCAGUAGAAGCUACAGGGGACAUUCUGCUUCGCCACUCAGGGGAGCAGGCACUAAAAGCUACCGGCGACAUUCUGCUUCACCACUCAGGGUAGAAGGCCCUAGAAGCUACGAGGGACAUAAUCCUUCACCUGUGUCGGGAGCAGGCAGUACAAGUUAUGCAAGUGCAGAUUUCACAGGCGGAGACAUCUUAUGGUAGUUCAGUAGGAGUAUGUUUGUGUGCAUCUACCGAUGCACAGGCCGGGGUACCUUCUCUAAAAAUAAAAAACGAUAAUGCAUGCUAGGCUGGAGGACAACACGAUUGCCCUCCUGCCAGUACUUGUUGUUAAACAUCCUGUACGUGGUCCUUAGAGUGACAGCCUAGAGAAGAUUACUUGUGCACAUUGUAAUAGGUAGUUAGAGGGAUAUUUCAUCUUGUAAUCAUAACCCUUAUCUCUACCUUUCUUUCUUCUCAAGUUAUAAUCUCU